AUGAACCAAAGAAGAAUCAUCAGCACAUUUUUCAUUCUCAUCUUCAUACUUAAAGAAAGAGUGAGUUUUAUUAAGUGGCAAUUGGGAUUUGAGGGUGUUUUUGUGGUAGAUGCGCAUGGUCAUAGCGGAGGUUUAAUUAUGUUUUGGCGGAAAGCGGAAGAGGGUAGGCUUUUGAGCUAUAGUUUCAACCAUAUUGAUAUUGCGUUGAAAUUAGAAAAUCAUCCUGAAUUUCGCUUAACUGGUUUUUAUGGUGAACCGCAACGCAACUUACGCCACAAUACUUGGAGGAAAAUUAAACAGCUAGCAGGAGAUUCAGAGUUGCCUUGGUGUCUUAUUGGUGAUCUCAAUAAUGUGCUAUAUCAAUGGGAAAAAAGAGGUGGUCGCGCUUAUCCCUGUAGUUUAAUUAAUGGCUUCCAGGAGACUCUUAACGAUUGUGGGUUGAGCGAUAUGGAGAUGAUGGGCCAUCCUUUUACUUGGGAAAGAGGGCGAGGUACGCCAAAUUGGAUUGAGGUGAGACUUGAUCGUGCUCUCAUCUCACAUGCUUGGAGGUCAUUAUUUUUUGCAGCUAAACUGGUCAACCUUGAGACUUCUGUUUCUGAUCAUUCUCCCAUUUGGUUGGAUCUUGCUUACCAAGUGCGACAUCCAGUCAUAAGGAGGUUUCGAUUUGAGAAUGCUUGGGCUCGGGAGCCUAUGUGCCGCCAAAUUGUAUCUGAUCAAUGGAGAGCGCUUAGUGCUGAUUCUUUCCAGGAAAAAAUAAAGUGUUGCAGUACUGCUCUCGCGGAAUGGGGGAAGGACAUUACAGGUAAAUUUAAGGAGCGUAUAAGUCAAUGUAAUCGUUUAUUGAAGCAAUUGAAAGGCCAGAGAGAUGAGGAGUCUAUUCGUCGGUACCAGGAGAUUCACAGCUGUCUCUUCGAGGUACUCACACAGAAAGAGAUAUUUUGGCGCCAAAGAUCGAAGCAGUUGUGGUUACAAGCUGGUGACCAAAACACAAAAUUUUUCCAUGCAUGUGCAAGUACCAGGAAAAGAAUUAACCAGAUUUCUUCCCUCAAGGAUGAUCAUGGCACAUGGGUGGAUUGGGAGCAUGGUUUGGGCGAGGUAAUUGUUGAUUAUUUCAGAAGCAUCUUUGCAGCCUCUACUACCUCUUGGGAAAGAGUUACUGAGUGUGUCCCAGAGAGCAUAACAGAGGAAAUAAAUAUGGAGCUACUUCUACCAGUGGAUGACAGCGAAGUAAAGGCAGCCCUGUUUCAAAUGCACCCAGACAAAUCGCCAGGACCAGAUGGGUUCAAUCCUGGGUUUUACCAGAAAUUUUGGGACAUUGUGGGUCCUGAUGUGGUACGUUUGGUUCAACAUUUUUUUAUGUUUGCUGAGUUUCCUGAUCACCUAAAUCAAACCCAUAUUGUUCUUAUCCCUAAGAAGUCUAAACCUGAGUCCAUGAGUGACCUUAGGCCCAUUGCUUUAUGCAAUGUGAUUUAUAAAAUUGCUUCCAAAGUUAUGGCCAACAGAUUGAAAAAGGUACUCCAUAACAUUAUUUCUGAGACCCAAAGUGCUUUUAUUCCUGGUAGGCUCAUAACAGAUAACAUUAUGGUUUCUUUUGAGGUUAUGCAUUAUCUCAAGAGGAAAUCAACAGGAAAGGAUGGAUUCAUGGCUCUCAAACUGGAUAUGAGUAAGGCAUAUGACAGGGUUGAAUGGGGUUUUCUGCAUGCAAUGUUAAAAAAGAUGGGUUUCAGCGACCAUUGGAUAAAGAUUGUGAUGCGGUGUGUGAGCUCUGUUUCCUAUAAGAUUAUCUCGGGGUGCCAUGAACUGGGUCCAAUAAUACCGAGCAGAGGAUUGAGACAAGGUGAUCCCUUAUCCCCUUAUCUCUUUAUUAUUUGUGCAGAAGGAUUCUCAGCCUUAAUCACAGACUAUGUAAGGAGAGGCAAGGUACAGGCGUGUAAAGUGGCUAGGGGGGCUCCUAAGGUCUCUCAUAUGUUCUUCGCAGAUGAUAGUUAUCUAUAUUGCAAAGCUACAGAGAGUGCAGCGAACAAUGUGAUGGAACUUCUUGGCUACUUUCAAUUGGCCUCGGGGCAACAGGUGAAUCUAAGUAAAUCUUCGGUCUUCUUUAGUACCAAUACAAGAGCUGAUGUUAGAAAUAAGAUCUGUGAUAUGCUGAAGGUGAGUGAAGCAGGGGAGUCUUGUACAUACUUGGGACUUCCGAAUAUUUUGGGCAGAAAUAAGAACUCCAUUCUUGGUUUUUUGAAGGAGAAGAUGAGGAAAAAGAUCCAAAGCUGGGAGGGGAAGUUCCUCUCGAAAGCGGGAAAUGGAACAACUUAUGUGCAGCUACUGGUGGAAGUCUUCCUCAAGAAACAACCAAGUAUAUUUGAGUCUAAGGAGAUUGUGAGUGCCGGGGCAAGGAGAAGAAUUGGUAAUGGGUCUCAGACGAUUAUUACUCGUGAUCCUUGGUUACCUUGCGUAGUGAAUCCGAGAAUUAGUACUACCCACCCAGCCUUAGCCGAGGAAAAGGUAGAAGCUCUGAUGAUCACUGGGAGAGUUGCCUGGGAUGACGACUUGGUUCGUGAUUUGUUCAAUCAAAGGGAUGCUAAUCUCAUUUUAGGCAUUCCUUUACACUCUAGUCGUCAGGUAGAUGCGUGGUUUUGGGCUUUUGAGUCCUCAGGUCGACAUACUGUGAAGAGCGCAUAUCGAUAUUUGCAGCAGAUCAAGGAUGAUGGGUCUCGGAUCGACAGAUCGAGUUUUUGGAACAAUCUAUGGAAGCUUCGGGUACCCCCAAAAGUUAAAGAUUUGCUGUGGAGAGCAUCUUCUAAUUGUCUGCCCACUAAGGUUCAUCUUCGUCUUAAACAUGUGGAUAUCGACCCUACAUGUCCGGUGUGCCAGGUUAGUAGGGAAUCUAUCAACCAUUGCUUAGUGGAAUGCCCCUUUGCGCGAGCCAGUUGGGCUCGUACAGGCAUCGGUGUGUGCACUAAUGUGGAAGGGACUUUCUCUGCUUGGUUGGAGUCUUUAUUCUACACCUUGGAUGAUGAGCAGAGGAAAAUUGUAGCUAUGACAUGUUGGGCCCUUUGGAGGGUGAGAAAUGAUUGUGUGUGGAACGGAAAAGUUGCUAGGGUGGCAACUGUGACAAAUUUGGCUAAAAACACACUAUAUCAAUGGACUAAAGCUCAAGAUAAAUUUGAGGUGCCAACUGUAGCAUUUUUGAUUGAGGAAGAUGGAGCUGCUAUUUGGAGUAGGCCAGCUGCUGGUACUAUCAAGAUUAAUGUUGAUGCAGCGCUGUUUUCUGAAUCAUCAUCAUAUGGUUUUGCUUGUGUGGCUAGGAAUGAUCAGGGACAUACCCUGGAAGCUAUAUCUUGUUGUCGGAACGGGGUGGUGUCUCCUGAAUUAGUAGAAGCUAUGGGGAUGCGUGAGGCCUUAAGCUGGAUAAAGAAGAAAGCUUGGGAUAAGGUGACUAUUGAGACUGAUUGCCUCACGGUUGUUCAGGCCCUUCGUAGUUCAAUUUCUAUGGACUCUUAUUUUGGGAGUCUAAUUACUGAGUGUAAGGGUUUGUGGAAUGAUGUAAAGAAUAUAAAAAUUUUAUUUGUUAAGCGGUCUGCGAACAGUGUUGCUCAUGUUCUUGCUAGAGCUUCCUGUCAUAUUGCUGACUGUACUUUUAGGGGAGGUGAUUUCCCUCUUGCUAUUCUUGAUGUUAUUUUGAAGGACAGUUGCUAA
Humulus lupulus (European hop) is the source of this 3693-nucleotide messenger RNA. RefSeq lists its product as uncharacterized. Bases 1 to 3693 code for a protein of 1230 amino acids. NCBI's taxonomy places the organism in Eukaryota, Viridiplantae, Streptophyta, Magnoliopsida, Rosales, Cannabaceae. The record is from RefSeq and is a predicted model, not a curated record. Gene Ontology annotation, molecular function: nucleic acid binding; RNA-DNA hybrid ribonuclease activity. The transcript has 3 exons.